Molecule: messenger RNA, 1407 nt
Organism: Menidia menidia (Atlantic silverside)
Lineage: Eukaryota; Metazoa; Chordata; Actinopteri; Atheriniformes; Atherinopsidae
Source: the annotation of a GenBank genome assembly
AUGUUGGGUUUGCGGGAAGCCGGAAUCCUGAGCGCCUCCGUGGUCCUGGCGGGGGGGGUCGCCUACCUGAUCUGGAGCUACGGGCCCUCCCCCUCCCGGGAGGACCGGGACAAAGGCCCGGGAACGGCCGGUAAGGGAACCGGAGGAGAAGAAGAAAAGGAGAAGGGCGCGAGACGGGUAACGGCUUACAGAAAUCCGACCACCAUGUUGGGUUUGCGGGAAGCCGGAAUCCUGAGCGCCUCCGUGGUCCUGGCGGGGGGGGUCGCCUACCUGAUCUGGAGCUACGGGCCCUCCCCCUCCCGGGAGGACCGGGACAAAGGCCCGGGAACGGCCGGUAAGGGCACCGGAGAAGAAGAAGAAAAGGAGAAGGGCGCGAGAAUCCUGGAGCUGGCACGGCACAAAACCUCAAAAACGGUUUGGGAGACGACGCCUUGUGGGACUCUGAGAUGGGGGAACCAGGACCCCAUUUGGCCCGUUUCCCCCCGGGUCCAGGCCCCCAGCGCCAGGAUCCAGGAACUGUCCAGGCCCAAGAGAGACCUGUCAGCGGGGGGGCAGUGGAGGAAGGAGGAGAUGGCGCCCUCCUCCACCCCAAACCAACGGUACCACAACACGGUGCGUCUGUCCACGCCCAAAAGCAGGAACUGUGAGGAAGUAAGUGGUUCCUGGGAUGUUUUGGGGUUUCUGGGGUUUUUUGGGGUCUCUUACGGUCCAGAUGGGGUCCUCGGGGCGCCCCAGUUGGGAGCAGGAUUUUCCCCCCCUCAUCCGGGGCAGCGACAGCUGCACGAGUCUCUGGGAGGUGGGGGUCCCUCUGGGGGCCGAGGUCUCUGCGGUAACACAGAGAUCCAGAGCCAGCGUCCGUCUGCAGGCUUUAGCCGCCCCGAAAACGCUUCCACAGGGUUACAGACCCCCCCGAGACCCGGGGGGGUCCUGAGUAAGAUCUGGGCUGAGAAGGGCGCGAGGCGGGCGGAAGCUACGUCCCAAGGAGCCGUUAUUCCCGCCGAAGCCCAGAAAACGUCAGAUAAAGAGAAAACGUCAACGGUAAAAGUGCCUGAGGAGCCCAGGGGGACCCAGGUCCUGGUUCUGGGUCUGGAGGGAGCCGGGAAGACCAGUCUGCUGCACUGCCUUUCUGCCGGCGUCCUUGAGCAAGACAUCGAGCCCACGGGGGGGUUCAACGCCGUGUCCGUCAGCCGGGACAACCUGGAUGUCGAGUUCUUAGAAAUUGGUGGCGGGGCGGGGCUAAGGCCCUACUGGCAGAAGUACAUGUCCAGGGCGCUGCUGCUGGUUUUCGUGGUGGAUUCCUCCGACCCGAAGGUGUUUCCGGUUGCUAAGCAACACCUGAUGGAGCUGCUUAGCAACAGGCCACGCCUCCCCCUCAUGGUGCUGGCCAACAAGCAGGACCUGCUCUAA